Molecule: messenger RNA, 563 nt
Organism: Cydia fagiglandana
Lineage: Eukaryota; Metazoa; Arthropoda; Insecta; Lepidoptera; Tortricidae
Gene: Archease
Product: protein archease-like
Exons: 4
Coding region: 63-542 (159 amino acids)
Biological process (GO): tRNA splicing, via endonucleolytic cleavage and ligation
Cellular component (GO): tRNA-splicing ligase complex
Source: RefSeq, a predicted model, not a curated record
AAGAUUAUAUUUACGUUUUGUAUUAGUUAUAAGUCAAAAUCUGGUACAUUUGAAUAACAGUCAUGGAUGAAGAAUUAGGAGAAGUAACGCAAGAGAAUUAUGAUUUACCUCCAGUGAAAUACGAAUAUUUGGACCACACUGCUGAUGUACAAUUACAUGCGUGGGGCGAUAGUCUGAAAGAAGCAUUUGAACAGUGUGGGAUGGCAAUGUUCGGCUACAUGACGGAACUGAACUACGUGACCAUCAGAGAGGUGCACACCAUCGAGGCCAAUGCUGAUGACAUGAUGGGUCUUUUGUAUCAUUUUCUUGACGAGCUGUUGUUUUUGUUUUCAGUUGAACCAUUUUUAAUCUGUAAAAAACUGGUGAUCACAGAAUUUAAUGUGGAAGAGUUUCGGAUUGUUUGCAAGUGUUACGGUGAAGAGUUUCAGAUUGGCAAACAUCCCCAGGGGACAGAAGUAAAAGCUAUAACUUAUUCUGCUAUGCAAAUUAUUGAUGAACCAAAAGAUAAUAAAUAUGAAGUAUUUGUUAUAAUAGAUAUAUAACUAAAUAAAUAUUGAUUGCUU